Molecule: messenger RNA, 1871 nt
Organism: Mustela lutreola (European mink)
Lineage: Eukaryota; Metazoa; Chordata; Mammalia; Carnivora; Mustelidae
Gene: LINGO2
Product: leucine rich repeat and Ig domain containing 2
Exons: 1
Coding region: 28-1848 (606 amino acids)
Cellular component (GO): plasma membrane
Molecular function (GO): protein binding
Source: RefSeq, a predicted model, not a curated record
CCAAGGUGUAGACUAAGAGGUGGAGUCAUGCUUCACACGGCCAUAUCAUGUUGGCAGCCAUUCCUGGGUCUGGCUGUGGUGUUACUCUUCAUGGGAUCCACCAUUGGCUGCCCUGCUCGCUGUGAGUGCUCUGCCCAGAACAAAUCCGUAAGCUGCCACAGAAGGCGGCUGAUCGCCAUCCCAGAGGGCAUUCCCAUUGAGACCAAAAUCUUGGACCUCAGCAAGAACAGGCUGAAGAGUGUCAACCCUGAAGAGUUCAUAUCCUAUCCUCUGCUGGAGGAGAUAGAUUUGAGUGACAACAUCAUCGCCAAUGUGGAGCCCGGAGCUUUUAACAAUCUCUUUAACCUUCGUUCCCUCCGCCUCAAAGGCAACCGCCUGAAACUGGUCCCUUUAGGGGUCUUCACGGGGCUAUCCAACCUCACCAAGCUGGACAUUAGUGAGAAUAAGAUUGUCAUUUUACUGGACUACAUGUUCCAGGACCUGCACAACCUGAAGUCUCUAGAGGUGGGGGACAACGAUUUGGUUUAUAUAUCACACAGGGCUUUCAGCGGACUGCUUAGCUUGGAGCAGCUCACCCUGGAGAAAUGCAACCUCACGGCAGUACCCACAGAAGCCCUUUCCCACCUCCGCAGCCUCAUUAGCCUGCAUCUGAAGCAUCUCAAUAUCAACACUAUGCCUGUGUAUGCCUUUAAACGACUGUUCCACCUGAAACAUCUAGAGAUCGACUAUUGGCCAUUACUGGAUAUGAUGCCUGCCAAUAGCCUCUACGGUCUCAACCUCACGUCCCUCUCCAUCACCAACACCAACCUGUCCACAGUCCCCUUCCUCGCCUUUAAACACCUGGUGUAUCUGACCCACCUCAACCUCUCCUACAAUCCCAUCAGCGCCAUCGAAGCCGGCAUGUUCUCGGACCUGAUCCGCCUUCAGGAGCUUCACAUAGUGGGCGCGCAGCUCCGCACCAUUGAGCCUCACUCCUUCCAAGGGCUCCGCUUCCUCCGUGUGCUCAAUGUGUCUCAGAAUCUACUGGAGACUUUGGAAGAGAACGUCUUCUCCUCCCCUAGGGCUUUGGAGGUCCUGAGCAUCAACAACAACCCCCUGGCCUGCGACUGCCGUCUCCUGUGGAUCCUGCAGCGGCACCCCACGCUGCAGUUCGGGGGCCAGCAGCCCAUGUGCGCCGGCCCCGACACCAUCCGCGAGAGAUCGUUCAAGGAUUUCCACAGCACUGCCCUUUCUUUUUACUUUACCUGCAAAAAACCCAAAAUCCGUGAAAAGAAGCUGCAGCAUCUGCUCGUGGACGAAGGGCAGACAGUCCAGCUCGAAUGCAGCGCGGACGGAGACCCUCAGCCUGUCAUUUCCUGGGUGACGCCGCGGAGGCGUUUUAUCACUGCCAAGUCCAACGGAAGAGCCACCGUGUUGGGCGACGGCACCUUGGAAAUCCGCUUUGCCCAGGAUCAAGACAGCGGGAUGUACGUUUGCAUCGCCAGCAACGCGGCGGGGAAUGACACCUACACGGCCUCUUUAACGGUGAAAGGCUUCACCUCAGACCGCUUCCUUUAUGCCAACAGGACCCCUAUGUACAUGACAGACUCCAACGACACCAUGUCCAACGGCACCAAUGCCAACACUUUCUCCCUGGACCUCAAAACAAUACUGGUGUCUACGGCCAUGGGCUGUUUCACAUUCCUGGGAGUGGUUUUAUUUUGUUUUCUCCUCCUGUUUGUGUGGAGCCGAGGGAAAGGCAAGCAUAAAAACAGCAUUGACCUCGAGUAUGUGCCCCGAAAAAACAAUGGUGCUGUUGUGGAAGGGGAGGUGGCUGGACCCAGAAGGUUCAACAUGAAAAUGAUCUGAGGGUCUAGCACUCACGCUGUUGU